This is a messenger RNA of Syngnathus acus (greater pipefish), 1871 nucleotides long. Its product is annotated as sialin. NCBI's taxonomy places the organism in Eukaryota, Metazoa, Chordata, Actinopteri, Syngnathiformes, Syngnathidae. Gene Ontology annotation, biological process: monoatomic anion transport; transmembrane transport. The transcript has 10 exons. The record is from RefSeq and is a predicted model, not a curated record. Gene Ontology annotation, molecular function: transmembrane transporter activity. The coding region runs from base 50 to 1588 and encodes 512 amino acids.
GGCUCAAUGAUUCCAUUCUUCUUCGUGCCUUCGUGCUCAGCGGGCCUCGAUGGCGCAUACAAACGGCAGCUACUCCAUCAACGCCGCGCCGUCAGACCAGAGCGAAGACGAUGAGCCGCUCCUCCGCGAAGUUACAACUCCCCCGCUAUGCUGCUCGGCCCGCUUGAACCUGGCCGUCCUGAUGUUCCUGGGCAUCGCCGUGGUCUACGGCCUGCGUGUCAACCUCAGCGUGGCCAUGGUUGCCAUGGUGAACACCAGCCAGCCGGUCCCGGGGCUCAACGGCUCCACGGUCCACACGUGUCCGCUCCCCAGCGGCUGGGACAACACCAGUCAGACCUUUGAGCAGCCUGAAGGGACGCCGCAGUACCCGUGGGACACGGAGACUCAGGGCUGGCUGCUAGGGGCCUUCUUCUUCGGCUACCUGUGCACGCAAAUCCUGGGGGGCUACCUGUCGGGGCGCUACGGCGGGAGGAUCUUCCUUGGUUUGGGGGUGCUAGGCACGGCAGCACUCACGCUCCUCACGCCUCUGGCCGCCAAAUGGGGACCCUACUGGCUCUUUGCCCUGCGAGCGCUCGAGGGAGUGGGCGAGGGCGUGACGUUCCCGGCCAUGAUGGCCAUGUGGGCCCACUGGGCGCCACCCCUGGAGCGCUCUCGCCUGUUGUCGAUUUCGGGGAACGGCGCCAACUUUGGCGCCUUUUUGGCUAUGCCGCUCACCGGGUACAUCUGCCAAGCACUGGGCUGGCCCGCCGUCUUCUACAUCUGUGGGGGCGCCGGUUGCCUCUGGGCUGUCCUUUGGUUCCUCCUCGCGUCGGACGACCCCAGCACCCAUCGGCGAAUUAGCAAAGAGGAGCGAGAUUACAUCAUCAGCUCCAUCAGACAUCAGGGUAGCAGUCACGGCUGGUCCGUGCCCGUGCUGAGCAUGCUGACAUCGGUGCCGCUGUGGGCCAUCAUCAUCACACAGAUGUGCUACAACUGGUCCUUCUACACGCAGUUCACCUCCCUGCCCACCUACUUGAGCAACAUCCUGCACUUUGACCUCAAGUCGAACGGCUUUGUUUCAGCUCUGCCCUACCUGGCGGCGUGGCUGUGCGCCACAUUGUCAGGCUUCUUGGCCGACAGCCUCAUCGAGAGGAAAGUCUUUAGCGUCACUACCGUACGCAAACUCUUCACGCUCACAGGCAUGCUGUUUCCUGCCGGCUUCCUCCUCGCAGUGGCCUACUCGGGCUGCAGCCACGCGCUCACCAUCGUCUUCUUCACGCUCACGUCGGCCACCGGCGGCACCAGCGGGGCUGGGGUCUACAUGAACCAGAUCGACAUCGCCCCGAGGUAUGCUGGCUUUCUCCUGGGAAUCACCAACACGUUCGGGACCAUCCCCGGAGUCAUUGCCCCCAUCGCGACAGGAUACUUUACUCAUGAUCACACCCUUGAAGGCUGGAGGAAAGUCUUCUGGGUUUGCGCCGGCGUCAAUGUGUGCGCCGCUGUCUUCUACACGCUGUUGGGAAGCGGCGAGGUCCAACCGUGGGCCAUCCCGGAGGAGGAAAGUGACGUGGACGAGGGGAAGGGGACCACCAGGUCCGUGUCUACUUAAUUGGAGGAAAUUCCGCACUUAAAUAGCAGCGGUUCCAUUUCGGAUCACACUUAAAGGUAAUUCUUUCGAGGACCAGUUUUGAAAUGGUUUUGACCAAAUUAAGCACGUUUUACAUACCAAAAAAAACCACCACAAGCCUUAUUUUUUUUAAACAUAUGGUUUUAUGGCAAUGUUUUUUAUGAAAUUAUUAUAAAAUGUAUGUACUGUACUGUAUUUGUACAAUGUUAUUACAAAAAGGUCUUUAAUGGCGAUAAUUUAUUUUACGAUAAACACUUGGACUCUC